Labeo rohita (rohu) is the source of this 3544-nucleotide messenger RNA. Its product is annotated as leukotriene B4 receptor 1. Gene Ontology annotation, biological process: immune response; G protein-coupled receptor signaling pathway. The transcript is spliced from 5 exons. Lineage: Eukaryota; Metazoa; Chordata; Actinopteri; Cypriniformes; Cyprinidae. The record is from RefSeq and is a predicted model, not a curated record. Bases 44 to 1015 code for a protein of 323 amino acids. Gene Ontology annotation, molecular function: G protein-coupled receptor activity. Gene Ontology annotation, cellular component: membrane.
UCUAAUGAAGGAAGGUUUUGCAUUCUCUUAACAACAAUAUUUGAUGAUGGAGCUAAGAUCAUGCUCCAAUUCAACAUCUAACAGCACUGCUGUGGGUUCAGAGAGGAUCACUCCUGCUGUAGUUCUGGGUUUGUGCUGUUUGGUUGGUUUGCCAAGCAACAUUGCGGUGAUCAUCAGCAUUGCUCGUGAGUGGAACAGAAAUCUGAGCUUCACCUUAAAACUAAUGCUUAACCUUGCGGUGUCUGAUGCUUUGACCCUGUGCUUGGCUCCUUUUGUGCUGUAUGGAAUACUGUUUGGAUGGAAACUCGGACUUUGGUCUUGUAAGUUCCUGUUUUUUUUGGGUCACUGGAGUCUGUAUGUUGGUGUCCUGACGGUCACAUCCAUGAGCGUGCACCGCUAUCACAAUGUCAUCAAGUCAAGAGUCACUAACAGGAUGAUACUGCAGAGACUGGAAAGACGGGACAGGUGCCUUCAGCUGAUUGCCAUCUGGAUUCUAGCCUUUGCAUUUGCCCUACCAGUAUUUUUCACUCAGAAAGUCAAUAAUGAAUUGCAAAGAUGUCAGAGGACAAUGGAGUCACAGUCUGUAGAAGUAACUGUUUUGCUUUUUGAAAUCCUGUUGGGGUUCGUCAUCCCAUUUUUGACAAUGUUGACAAGUUAUCUCUGGUUGGACAAAGGAUUGAGACAAAAAGCCAAGAGAUCCAGUUUAACUACAGCUCCACAGGACCAGGAACCCAGAAACCAGGGGACAAACGUUAGGACUUACAAGAAGAGGCUUGUGAUCAGCAUCGUUGUGGCUUUCUUUGUGUUUUGGACUCCUGUGCACAUUAUCAAUGUGAUCGAUAUAGUCACAGCUCUGACUAAAACAUCUCAUCCAGAUGUUCAUUGUCAACUGAAGUCCUUCCGCCAAAGAUGCGGUGAUACAAACAAGGCUCUGGCUUUGCUAAACUGCUGUCUGAAUCCUUUUCUCUACGCCAUCUCUUCAGGAAAUAUUAUGGAAUGUUUCAGAAAGAGAUAAUUCACAAUUUAUGAUUGAAUUAUUUAUUUUCAGACUUCAUACACUACUAAGAAAAAUGAUUCUAAACAUACAAGCCAUUUCUUUGGCUUGUACAACAGCAGAACUUUUUUCACAAGGUCCCAUAAAGAAUCAUGCUUUGAAAGUGUUAUAUACUGCAGGACCUUCAUAGUGUUAUAUAAACAUUUAAUAAUAGUUUAUUGUUUAAUUAAUAUUUGUAUUUUUAUUUAAUUAAUAUUCAUAUAAAUAUAUAGCCUAUUGUUUAUUAAUAUUGUUUUCAACCUCUCUGUCUGGCCUGUCUUAUAAUAAUAUUUUAGCCUGUAGUAAAACAAAAAAUAGGAAAUAGUAAUGAAGACCAAAUUCCAGUAAAAUAUCUCAGUUCAUUAUUAUGUAUAUAUUUUGGUGUAAUUGCGUGUCAGUUUUUCUCUGCAGAUGAUAAAGUUGUGGGAUGUGAUGCAUCUGAAAUACACAAUUGAGUUUGGUGUUACAGUGUGCCUCUUUCAUUUAUAUAAAAUCAAUUAUGUUUAUCACCAAACAUAGAAAUAAUGGACAAUGUAUGAGCUGCCCAAUGUUAAAAGGAAAAAAAAGACUAAAACUAUUCAACACCUGUCUGAACAAAGGUCUGAAGUGAUAAGAGAUGCAUACAAAAUGGCCAGAGUGGUGGUAUUUGAGGACUGGAACUGAGAAAGACUGGUCUAGAAAAACUGUUUUAUUGAUAAUUUGAUCAUUUCAGCCAGGGUUUCCCUAAACUCAGAUUGGUAUUCACGUAUCUGGCUUAAACUGGAUAUGCUGAAAGAAAUGCUGACUGGAAACAACAUAUUAAAACUAAGAACAUCUGUACUGUAAAUAGACAUAUAAGAUGGUUGUAUAUAAGAGGUGAGAAAAAAAGCAUGAGGUAACUGUUUUCAGUUUCCAAGAGGGGCUACACCAGGACUCAACGAAAGAGAGAACCGGAAGAGAAAUAAAUGUGUGAAAAGCAUGAAGCAAGAAAGAACAUCAAGAAGAAGAUUGCAAGAAAGCAGCAUCAGCAUAACUCAUGCGGUAGGACUGAGCUCAAGAGACUUCCUGCAAAAGGAGGACUGGACAAUACAAAUGUCGAAGGAGAUACCCUGCAAAUCGUGACCCUACAAUGUAUUGCUGGCUUGCAUAACAUAAACUGAUUUUAUUCAUUAUAAUACUGCUUCUAAAUAAUUCGGAUUUUAAAAUAUGUUUUCAAAACUCAAGUCAGUCACGUUAUCUUUCAGCUACGUGUGAAACACGAUUUCAGCGACACACCGGCACAAGAAUCGGCAUUAUAUCGGUUAAAAAGGAUAGCAGAAAACCGUUUAAUACACUUGAAUUGAAAUAUUACUUUUAAAUGUUAUAUAUUUUAUAUAUAGUAUAUAUUUUUAUUUACAGAUCUCACAGUCUGAAGCGUCUGUCAUAGCAAAUCAACAUGCACUGUUGUGAAUAAUUAGAUUCACGUGGUAAACGAGUUAAAUGUCACAUAAAUUGUUUACGUAAGGUUAACUUAGUUGCUGUCUGGCUUGUUUGGCAAAUGAACGUCGGAGCCGUCGCACUCAACAUUUCUCUGCAUAUCGUCACACAUCUUCCUCGUGGAGUUUUCUGCCAAAUGAGGACGUGAUUGCUGCUGUACUGUGAAUCUCAAACACACCUGCAUUCUUAUCACGGGUGAUGGGCAGUUCAAGAUUGCUGUCGUUCAAGAAGUUAAUGACCACUGUUGAGGUUGUGAGCUACAAAUACCCAGAGGAGGCGGCACUUACAUUAGAAUUCAUACAGAAUAUUUUCCUGUGAAGAAAUCCUGAACGUGGUUUGAGAUGAAGGCAACCAAGUGGCUGUGCAUUCCUCCAAGACUCUUGCAUGAACAAUUUCAAAAAUCCAUGUAAUAUUUGAGUUUUUAAAUUGAAAAAAAAAAUGGCACUUGCAUUAAAUAUGCAGUUAAAUGGUAAAUAAUACAUCCCCUAUAAUUAAUUGCAUCACUUCGAUGAUAUUUCUGUUAUAAUGAACUUCAAAAUUCUGUUGUCAAGCCACUGGAGUCACAUACUUUAUACCUUUCUGGACCUUGAAAAUGGUAGUUGCAUAGACAAUCAAUAGAGGGACAGAAAGUACCCAGAUUUAACUAAAAAUACUCUUAAUUUGUGUUCUAAAAAUGAAUGAAAGUCAUACCAUUCCAAACCCUAAUUGACUGAAUUAACAUUUUUUGUGUGAACUAUCCCUCUAAACAAUAUUGUUUUCUCUUAUAAGAAAAAAAAAGUUUUGAAUCUUGACUGUUUCUCAUUGUGAUGUUUAAAUUUUGUGACCACUUUUUAGUACAACACCUGUAUUGUACAGAUGCUCAUGCUUUCUUUUUUUUUUUUUUUUUUAUUCUGUCCGUUACUGUUUAAAGCUAAACUGUCUUUUACAAUACAGCCAUUUUGCCUGAGUUGACACAUUGUUAAAUGAAUUGAGUAUUUGAUGUUGUUUAGUCCUAACCCACUUAAGGCAAACAAAAGCCAUUGAAUGCACUUUUAAGAAUGUUUACAUUAAGUAAAA